AUGGCAUCAACAUGCAUUCCCAAUUGCCUCGAUGAUGGCUGGAUUCCGGUCCGUGCCACCUACGAAAACCUCUACAAGUGGCCCGAAUCCGACGCGGAAUUCGUCAGAUCGGUUAGUAGUAAUGGCCGUGCGACGGAUAAUGAUCCGUCGUCGCGGCCAUUUACGAGAUCAAUGAGUACGAAUGGGCUGUUGGAUGGCCCUAGUCACCCUAGGGUUGUGGAUAGCAUGUCAUGCAGGCAAAUUUACUUGAGAAGCUACACUUUCUCGAGAAAAGAAAGCAUGCCUCAAAAGGCAAGAAAAUGUGCUUGCCGUAUUAAAGAAAGAGUCUCGUCUCGUGGACGGCCGAGGAAAGCUUCCGGUGAGGCUCACGGCAGCAUUGUGGUCAUCAGAAGGGCCAAGGAGGUCUCUUGCGCCGCCAUGAAUGUGGUUUUCCGGCGGUUGUUGUCUUGCACCACGAAAGUUGACGUGGUAGGUGAUCGAGUAAGUGAAGUUAAUGAUGUCUCUGAUGUUGAAGUGGAGAACUCGCUAUUGAAUCCUCCCACCCCUCGUCCUGUUACAUCCUCGCCUCAAAAAUCUAAAAGUUGUGAGAUUAUAGAGGAGGUACAGGUCUUUCAAACUGCAAACUGGAAGCCUAGGGAGAAAGAUUCGUCCAUUUCCUUUGACAAUCAGUUUUCAGAUCAGGAGAAUUCAGCUUCCGAUUGCAAUCCUCAAGAUGAUCUCUCUGACUUGUGUCAUUCCAACCCAAGCAUUCUGAAGGGUCUGAAAAAUCUUAAAGUUCAAUCAAAGAGAGGUCGUCCUAGGAAGGCAAAUCCAAAGCAUCUCAAUAAGCAUUUCAAACUGCCUAGGAAAAAGAAGGCAAAGGGUGAAGGUCUCCAACAAGCUUCCCAUUUCUUCCUUAACUCAAAUUUCGAUGAAUCAGAGGCGAUCUUUGAAACCGGGGUUAUGAUGGGUUUGCUACCUCUCCAUUCAAAAGCGGAUUCGCUAAAACUAAUCAAGGAAAACCUGUUGGGUGCGUCUAGUUCUACUAGUAGGUUCUUGAUUAGGCAGUUGGUCAAUAAGGUGAAUCCAUCGGUGAUCUUCAUCCAGGAAACUAAGUGUUCGGGGUGGGAUAGACCGUCAAUUUUAAGUCUGGGUUUGGGUGCAAAUGUCAGUUGGGUGGAGGAACCUCCGAGAGGUCUAUCAGGGGGAAUUCUUACAGUGUGGAAAGAUGAGGUUUUUGAGUUAAGCUCGUAUCAAAGUUCUAGAAACUGGAUUAUGGUACGGGGUUCUUCUACUGGUAUGCCUGGGGGGAUGGUGCUGAUUAACGUUUAUGCCCCUCAAUCAAUUUCAGCUAAAAAGGAGGUGUGGGAGACUUUAGUUUCUCUAAUAAGCUCUCUGGAUGAAAAAUAUAUAAUGUUGGUUGGGGACUUUAACGCAGUGAGGUCUAAAGAAGAGAGAUCGAAUGGUUCUUUUCGACAAGCAGAUGCUAAUGCUUUCAAUCAAUUCAUCUCCUCCACUGGAUUGUGUGAGGUAAAUUUGAUUAAUUCAGAUUUCACGUGGUAUGGACCGGAUGCAAGAUCCAGCAAACUUGACAGAUUUUUUCUCUCAUCUGAAUGGUUGCUAGAAGCCGACUGGAUGGUAUAUGCGGAACAUAGGAAAACCUCGGAUCACAGGCCUUUAAUUCUCAAGUCUGCCAAAAAUGAUUGGGGCCCGAAGCCGUUUAAAUUUUUCAAUUUCGGACUGAAAGAAGUGGAGUUGAUUGCUUCUCUACAGAGGUCAUGGUCUCAGUCUGCCUCGCAUAAUAUGAUAGGGAAAUUUAGAGAGCUGAGAGAAGCAGCAAGGUGCUGGAACAACAAAAAGUAUGGAAAUAUAAACAGCAGAAUUGAGGCUCUAGAAAAAGAUCAAAACACUUUGGAUGAAGGGGGCUUAGUGUCUUCGGGAAGGGCCGAGAUAAUGGUCAAUCUGGAAAAGCUUUACACAAUUAAAUCAAGCAUGCUUUGCCAAAAGGCAAGAGUUGAUUGGCAACUUCAUGGUGAAAGAAAUACCAGAUUUUUCCACAAAGCUUUGGCCAAGAGAAGGAAAUCAAAUAACAUUCUUAGUCUAUGUUCGGGGGAUUCAGUCAUCACUUCAAUACAGGAGAUCAAAAACACUUUUCUACAUCACUUCAAGGGCAUCCUGGCCCCAAAGAAGGCUCAAGCAGUCUUUGGUCUCCCGGUAGGUUUUCUCUCCACUUUAUCUCUUCAUAACAGUAGCUUGUUGGUAAAUUUAUUCUCAGAACAUGAGGUUUAUGAAGCUUUAAAAGAUUCUGAUCCUAAUAAAGCUCCGGGUCCAGACGGGAUGAAUGCGGGCGUCUUAAAGGCACUUUGGGACACUAUCAAAAUAGAUGUUAUGCAGUUUUUUCAGGAUUUCUACGACCUUAAACAGGUCCCGAAAGGCUACAACUCGUCGUUCAUAGCUCUGAUUCCGAAAAAGAUAAAUGCUUCAUUACCAGGGGACUAUCGGCCGAUAAGUCUAAUGAAUUCAGCCAUGAAGUUAUUAACAAAAGUUCUUUCUAGGCGUUUGAAAUUGGUUAUGCCAAUGGUGGUAAGCCAGGUUCAGUCUGCUUUUAUCAGGGGCCGGCAAAUCACAGAUAGCAUAAUGUUAGCUAAUGAAGUGGUUUCUGCAUUACAAGAUGGGAAAUCCAAAGGAAUAGUUUUGAAAAUUGAUUUUGAAAAGGCAUUCGAUCGCGUAAGUUGGGAAUAUGUUUACGAGGUGUUAAGGAUCAUGAACUUUGACAGCCGGUGGAUUAGUUGGGUUAGAGAACUAUUUUGUUCUUCUAAAAUCUCUGUCUUGGUAAACGGAAGCCCGGGUGAGGAAUUCGCUCCGACACGUGGACUGCGGCAAGGAGACCCGCUUUCCCCUUUGUUAUUUAAUCUGGUGGGAGAAACCCUAGCAGCUCUUUUGAAAAAGGCCUCUCUUCUGAGAUUGACAAAUGGAGUUCUUCUUCCAAACUCCACAAACCCAAUCACUCAUCUGCAAUUCGCAGAUGAUGUGAUCCUCUUCAUUCAGGAUGAUUUUCAUUCUAUCAUAGGUAUUAAAAGGGUUCUCCAAUGUUUUCAGAUUCUGUCGGGAUUUAAAAUAAACUUCCAGAAGAGUUCUUUAUAUGCUUUUGGCAAUUCAAGAAUUCAUCUUAAGGAGUGGGCUGAAAUCUUAGGAUGCAAGGUUGAUAAGGGUCCAAUAAAUUACUUAGGGGCUGUCCUUGGUGCUAAUCCAAGAAACGUUCGUUUCUGGGAUCCGUUGGUAUCAAAGUUCAUCAACAAAUUAAAUUCAUACGAGGCUGAAAAGAUCUCGUUGGCAGGGAAGAUGGUCCUGCUCCGUGCUGCGAUUGACAGCACUCCUUUAUAUUGGUUCUCUUUAUUCAAAAUUCCUGCUACGGUCGCAAACAAGUUGGAUCAAAAUAGAAGAUCGUUUCUAUGGGGUCGGAAUAAGGAUGGGGGGAACAAACUGCAUCUUUUGUGUUGGGACAAAAUUUGUACUCCUAAGGAUAUUGGUGGUCUGGGUAUCACUUCAAUUCGAUUAAAGAAUUUGGCAAUUCUAGCGAAAUGGAUUUGGAAAGCAUAUGCAGACAGGGGUAGUAUGUUGAACAAUUGUCUAUCAAUGCGAUAUGGUAAAGCUUGGAAUUAUGACCUAUCUCUUUUGGAAUCGAAGAAGUGUUCUCCUGUUGUUCGCCAAAUUGUGAGCCUAAUCUCAGAUCAAACAAUCGGUGCAUAUCUAACUAGAGACAACUUCAAAUGGUACGUUAGAGAUGGUGCUACGGUUUAUUUUUGGGAGGAUUGGUGGGUGGGUAAUGGCACGUUACAAUCUCUCCUGCCAUCUCUUUAUGCAAAGGUAAGAUGCAAACACAUAAAGGUAAAAAAUUUCAUGUCUGCAUGGCAAGUCAACUGUUUAAAUGCGAUAUUAUGGGUGGACAACAAUAAUUUGUCUUCGCAACAUGAGUUCUUUGUCCUAGUCCAACUCCUGGAUUCUGUCUCCCUCUCUAUAGGAUCAGAUGUGUUGGUAUGGCUUCCUGGAAAAGCUACGUUUUCAUCGAAAGUGUGUCUUGAUUUGAUUAAAUCAUCAAAUUCUGCUGAUAGAAGUCAGAGUUAUAUCUGGCGAAUGAUUUGGAAAAUCAAGGCCCCCCCGAAGAUUUUAGCUUUUCUAUGGAAACUUCAGUGGAAUAUUCUUCCCACUAGAUUGUUUAUCAGUUAUAGAAUUCCUGGAGUUUCGAGUAUUUGUCCCUGGUGCGAGGAUGGUUGUGAAUCAAUUCAUCAUAUAUUCUGGGAAUGUACGUUGGCUCAAUGGGGAUGGAACUAUUUGGGGAAAUGGUGGAAUAUCUCUGGCCUUGUUCAUCGGAGGGGAAUUUUUUCUCUGUCAAAGCUUCUAAAUUUGUUCGCUCAAGCAAGCUUGAAAGAAAUCUGGAAGUUAAUAGUGGCAGCUGUAUUAUGGACCAUUUGGCUGGCUAGAAACGAUCUGAUUUUUGGUAAACAUAAAAUUCAAGAGAAGUGCUUUGUGAAUAUCAUUCACAUUCGAAUAGAUAAAUGGGGAAGUGCUGCGGGCCUCAUGGACUUCGGGGCUGAUCCUCUAUGGCGGGUUAACCCGUCAGGUGCUGUUGCUAUAAGACAUCACAAAAUUCUGAACACGUUUUGGAGAUUUAAAAGGGAUCAGUUUGAUUAUGUAGCUGCUGUUGAUGGUGCUUGGGGCUUGGCGGACGAUUUUAGCUACAAAGGCGGUAUUGGUGGAUAUCUUCAAGACUCUUCUGGGAAGCUGGUCCUCAUUUUUUCGGGUCCUGUAAAUUCCAUUAGUGCUCAAGAUACGGAGGUGGAGGCCAUCUUGUUUCUUAUAAACUGGAUGAUUAAUUUAAAUCUCGAUUUUAAGAGAGCAGUUAUUUGCUCUGACUCUUCUGUGGUGGUGAAUGCAUUCAAUGAAGGAAUUUCAGUUAAAUUUCCUGUUCAAGCUUUGGAUUUUAGUCACCAAAUGAAAAUAAAUUCGUCAAUAUUUAUUCAAUUUGUCCCUAGGAAUCUUAAUGAACGGGCAGAUGAGUUGGCAAAAAAGGGUAUUCACAGGUCUAAUUUGCUCCAGAAGGUUGUGGGGUCUUCCAUAUCUAGAGAAGAUCUUCAUGUAUCUCUCUCUGCAGGACCUAGCUCUCUAGAAUCUGUUUAA
Daucus carota subsp. sativus is the source of this 5157-nucleotide messenger RNA. RefSeq lists its product as uncharacterized. The record is from RefSeq and is a predicted model, not a curated record. The transcript has 3 exons. Gene Ontology annotation, molecular function: nucleic acid binding; RNA-DNA hybrid ribonuclease activity. Lineage: Eukaryota; Viridiplantae; Streptophyta; Magnoliopsida; Apiales; Apiaceae. Bases 1 to 5157 code for a protein of 1718 amino acids.